Molecule: messenger RNA, 1914 nt
Organism: Ceratitis capitata (Mediterranean fruit fly)
Lineage: Eukaryota; Metazoa; Arthropoda; Insecta; Diptera; Tephritidae
Gene: Smvt
Product: sodium-coupled monocarboxylate transporter 2
Exons: 8
Coding region: 100-1848 (582 amino acids)
Biological process (GO): transmembrane transport; sodium ion transport
Cellular component (GO): membrane
Molecular function (GO): symporter activity
Source: RefSeq, a predicted model, not a curated record
AUUUGAAAACUUAGCAGAAUCAAAAUCAAAAGAUUAUACGAACGGAACGUGCACGCACGGAUAAAAUUAUACCGUUACAUAGUUGUUCAUUUUACCAAAAUGGCAACGGUAAAUGCAACACUCGAAUCUGUUGUUCAUCAAUUUCGGCAUUUUAGUUUCGGCACAAUUGAUUAUGCCGUUUUCAUUGUGCUGCUAAGUAUUUCACUGCUGAUUGGCAUCUAUUUCGGAUUUUUCGGUCAUGGCGCGGAUAAUACCGAAGAAUAUUUGCUUGGUGGUAAACGAAUGAAAACAAUUCCGAUUGCGAUUUCGCUUGUGGCAAGUCAAUUAUCGGCGGCUGCGAUGAUGACGAUUCCAGCUGAAAUGUAUUCCUUCGGUAUAAGUUGGUUCUUCAGUAUUGCUUCGAUGGCGCUGAUAACACCGGUGCUCUGUUGGGUCAUAAUUCCGGUAUUUUACAACAAUAAUAUUUCAAAUUGCUAUGAGUAUCUUGAGUUACGUUUUAAUCGUAACACUCGGCAUUUGCUAACUUUUGCCUUCGUGUUUACAAUAUUUUUACUGCUGCCAGUUUACAUAUUUGUGCCCUCCUUAGCCUUUUCUCAAGUAACCGGUCUGAAUAUACAUUUGAUAAACGCAUUUAUUUGCUCGAUCUGCGUUAUAUAUACAAUGCUGGGUGGCAUUAAAGCAGUCGUUUGGACUGAUGUUGUGCAAGGAGCACUGAUGAUCGGCUCAGUGGCGUUGGUAUGUGUAUUAGGAACGAUAAAAGUUGGUGGAGUCGGUGAGGUAUUGAAUAUAGCAAGUAAGGGUAGUCGUUUGGAUGUUAGUUUUUCAUUCGAUGCCACUACCCGUGCCACCUUUUGGAACACCUCUAUUAGCGGUUUCAUUUUGUGGACGGCCUAUGUGGGUCUGAAUCAGAGUUGUGUGCAACGUAUUGUGGCUCUGCCAACACUGGGUCAUGUAAAGCGUUCUCUCAUGUUUUUCGGAGCUGGUGUCAUCGUCAUUAUGUUAUUUAAUUGUUUUGUUGGUAUAGCCAUGUACGCUCUCUAUCACGACUGCGAUCCUAUAACACUUGGUUAUGUGCAAAAAGCCGAUAAAAUGAUGCCGUUCUUUGUGGAGGAUAUUGCCGGUCAUCUCAUCGGCGUGCCAGGCAUAUUCAUUUCCAGCGUUUUUAGUGCGGCCUUAAGUACAAUGUCGGCCAACUUGAAUGCUCUGGCAGGCAUAGUUUACUUAGAUUAUAUCAAACCAUAUAUAAAACAUACCGAAAGAAAAGCGAAUUAUAUUAUGCGUGGUUUUAUAUGUGCAUGUGGUGUGUAUAGCAUUGUUGGUGGCUUAGUAGUAGAACAAUUUUCAUCGAUAUUACAAUUAAUAUAUUCAAUUGGUGGUGUGACGAUGGGCGCGGUGUUUGGCGUUUAUGUGUUGGGCAUGUUGGUGCCACGAGUUCAUGGAAGAGCUGCACUCUGGUCCGUAAUCGCAAGUAUGGUAUCAAUGUUGGUAAUUAUUGGCGGUGCACAGAAUCGGCUCCACUACACGUCACUACCUUUUUCGAUAGAAGAGUGCUCUCAAGAAAAUAUAAAUAAAUCAAUUUUCUCAAAUUCAACUUCAGCACUUGGCAACCUACCCAACUCAGCUGAAAGCGAAAGUUUCUGUUUAUUUGAUUUAUCUUUCAACUGGUACGUGACUAUCGGCUGUUUAAUUGUCUUCCUUGUCGCUAUACCGCUUAGUUAUAUACUACCAGCAGAGAAAGAUUACAAAUUAAAUAUAAAACUUUUGUCACCUGUGUUGCAUCCAUUUCUUAAUUAUAAUAUAGUGGAUAUGGAUGAAUUGCCGGAGCUUAAGACAGUUAAGGAGUUUUAAUUAAGCACUUUGUCAAUUUGUAUAUUUUUAUAAUGAUAAUAAAAGCUGAUCAAUUUUAUCGUUAGA